AUGGAGAACAACAGGACAAAUGAGACCUAUAAGCCGUUUGCCAAGUUGGGCCAGUUUAUGAAACAAGUGCUUGAAGAUGAUGAGACAUUAGACUCUCCCAACCUUCAUCGAGUAGCUAGAGAUGGAAACGAGGCUCAACUAAAAAUUCUUAUAUCAGGCGGAUGUGAUGUCAACGCUGAAGAUGGCGACGGCUUGACAGCUCUUUAUAUUGCAACUAAGAAAGGGUACACAAAAGUAGUCAAAACCUUACUGCAAAAUGGAGCACUUGUCAAUACAAAAUACAACCCAUUACUAGUAGUUAGAGAUCUAGUCUCGGCUCGGCUGCUGGUUCAGUCCAACGGUGAUCUGCAUGCUAACGAUGAAUUCGGAGACACUCCAUUGCAGAGAGCGAUCAUGUUAGGAAAUGAAACUUUGGUGGAAUUUUAUUUGUCUGCUGACGUCGAUAUACAUCACACAAAUGCUAAAGGCCAGACAGCCCUACAUACUCUCUGCUCAUCUUUCAUGAAAGAACCACACGGUUCAAAUUUGAUUCGAACACUUGUUGGAAGGGGUGCAAGUGUAAAUUGCAAAGAUUCGCAAGAUAGAUCUCCGUUGCAUUUAGCUACCACGAAUUAUUUCCUUGAGAAAUAUGAAACUAUCAAUGUAUUAAUCAAAAGUGGAGCUUCGUUGUCUGAUUUAGACUUACAAGGUCUAACCCCAGUACACCACUUCGUGGAAAAAUCUAGAGGAUGUUCCGAUGAUGCCGAAGAGGUGUCCCGGAAAUUUAUUGAUUGUCUUAUUGUUAACGAACAGGCAGCAAAUUUAAGAACUGCAAUUGGUCAGACCAUCUUGCACCUUGCCAUUCGUGAUAUACCUAUUCAGAUUCUAGUGUGCCUCGUGAAGAAAGGAUGUAUGCUCAGCGUUAAGGAUAGCAGAAAACAGGGUCUUCUACAUUACAUCGUAGACAGAGAAGAUGCUGCAGAUGUGCUAAAAUACCUGAUAAACAUGGGAAUUAACGUGAAUGAACAAGAUCUUUGGGGACAAACAGUCCUUCAUCUUGCUGUUAUGAAAAACAACAAGAAACUAGUAGAAGCGGUAGUUGAUCUAGGGGCUGAUGUAAACAUGAAGGAUUCGGUUAAAAAACAACCAAUACAUAUCGCUGCGGAAAACGGCUGGGAUUGUGUCUUGGAAUUACUUAUACAGAAAGGAGCAGAUAUUAAUGCAGAAGAUAUAUACCAAUCUACUCCACUCCAUUUUGCUGCAUGGAAUAACAAAUCGUCUGUUGCAUAUAUCCUGUUCAAAGAAGGAUGCAACAUGGAGUGUCAAGAUUCCUGUGGGAAAACUGCAUACGAUGUCGCGGAAUAUCGAUCAAGCUUUGACGUUCUGGAAGUUUUUCAAGACCAUGGCAGAGAAUCUCAUCAAAAUAUGAAAAUGAAGACAUACUCAAAGUACUCUAAUAGGUUAUUACAGCUGAAAGCAUUACAAGAUAUAUUAGAUUCAAAUGAGAAUUUGAGGGAACCCGGAGAAUUGGAUGAGUAUCUUAGCUCUUUAAUAUCGGAAUCACCAACAGGAAUUUUGUACGACGAAUCCGAGGCCAACGAAAUCCGUAGUGUCAUUGAUGAAUUUGCAAUAAAUGCUGCGAGAUACCUAUCUGAAAGUGAUCCAAAACUGCGAUGUACAGUAUACUAUGCUGGAAGCUCUUCUGAAGGGACUAAAACUCUAUAUCCGGACGAAUUUGAUUACGUUGUUUGUUUCGAUGAACUCAGUGAGAAUAUCUAUCCACAACAUGAGAUGGGUGAUGUAAUAGAAAGUUUUCAUCUUAUUCCUGAUAAAGAAACUGAAAAGCAUGAAGUCCUGGAGGAAGGUGUUGAUUUUGAAGAAACCCAGUCUUCUGUAUCAGACUACACUCUAAUUUUUCUGAAGAAGCAGACGAGCUACCCGUACUCGGAACUUACAGAGCUGGAAUCGAAGAUGAUUCCAAACUAUAUGAUGUUUCAAACAUUUACGCAGCGUGUGUCCAAUAUCGUUUUCAGUGAAAAUUUCCCCAAAGACGACCGGUUAUUGAUUAAGGACAUUAGCAACGAUCCAAAAGUAAUUUUGAUUUGGAGAGGUUCCAAAUAUAAAAGUUUAGAAAUCAACGUCGAUUUCGUUCCAGCGGUGCGCCUACCGUCUUGGCCAAACAAAUCACGAAUCAGUUCUAAACUUCUUGAUCCAGAUCAACUGCGUCUGCCAUGUCUCGCUGUUCCCAAAAUGACGAGUCAUGGAGACGAAAACCUUUGGCGAUGCUCCUUGUCACUCGUGGAAACAACAAUAAUGAAAAGAUGCCUUCCACAUAUCCGAAACAGUUACAUCGCUGCCAAAUCGUUGAUCAGUUUGCCUGUUUGUCCCCUUGUUAGCUUCGGUAAUUACGAAGAAGAGAAGAAUUAUUAUCGAAGCCGAUGUGAUAGUAUGUCUUCUGAAGAGGAGUUCGAGAUGUACGAAGAAGUGGGAAACAUGUUUCCAUCAUAUAUUCUUAAAAUGGCUUUCCUUCAUACCAUUGAAGAAAGGGUAGUCCGAGAAAGUACCCAAACUGUUCUGGAGAAAAUUUUAUACAUGAGAGAUCCACUAGAGCAUCUUGUACUCAAGGCUCCGUCUAAACAUAUCGCAGAUAAAUGCAAAACAGACGCUGUGUCCAAACAUAUCGCAAAUAAAUGCAAAGGCUGUGAUACUGAUGUGGUAAAAAGUGUUUUUAACAAAUGCGACGAGUGGCUCUCUAAUCGAUUCGUCCCGUCCUUUUUUAACCCCCGCCAUAAUGUUUUAGGUUCAAGUAUUUUGGAGGAAAACGGUGUCAAAAUACAAUAUUUCAUUAAGUACGUACUCAAACUUCUACAGGAAACUGAGUAGACUGUAUUUAUUUUCAACAACGAAUCUUAAAGUACAGUAUGAGAAAAAUAUGUACAGAGUGUACAAAAAAUAAAUUAUUGUUAUUUUCCCGUACUGUGUAUAUAAAAAUCAUUAUUAUUUUCCCGUACUGUGUAUAUAAAUAAAUCAUUGUUAUUUUCACGUACUAUGUAUAUAAAAGGAAAAAAAUCAUUGUUAUUUCCCCGUACUGUGUAUAUAAAAAGAAUAAAUCAUUGUUAUUUCCCCGUACUGUGUAUAUAAAAAGAAUAAAUCAUUGUUAUUUUCCUGUACUGUAUAUGAAAAAAUCAUUGUUAUUUUCCUGUAUUGUGUAUAUAAAAAUUAUUGUUAUUUUCCCGUACUGUGUAUAUAAAAAGAAUAAAUCAUUCUUAUUUUCCCGUACUGUGUAUAUAAAAAGAGUAAACCAUUGUUAUUUUCCUGUAUUGUGUAUAUAAAAAUCAUUGUCAUUUUCCUGUACUGUAUAUAAAUAAAUCAUUGUUAUUUUCCCGUACUGUGUAUAUAAAAAGAGUAAACCAUUGUUAUUUUCCUGUAUUGUGUAUAUAAAAAUCAUUGUCAUUUUCCUGUACUGUAUAUAAAUAAAUCAUUGUUAUUUUCCCGUACUGUGUAUAUAAAAAGAAUAAAUCAUUGUUAUUUUCCUGUAUUGUGUAUAUAAAAAUCAUUGUCAUUUUCCUGUACUGUAUAUAAAUAAAUCAUUGUUAUUUUCCCGUACUGUGUAUAUAAAAAGAAUAAAUCAUUGUUAUUUUCCUGUAUUGUGUAUAUAAAAAUCAUUGUCAUUUUCCUGUACUGUAUAUAAAUAAAUCAUUGUUAUUUUCCCG
Messenger RNA from Ostrea edulis (European flat oyster), 3692 nucleotides. RefSeq lists its product as uncharacterized. The coding region runs from base 1 to 2862 and encodes 953 amino acids. NCBI's taxonomy places the organism in Eukaryota, Metazoa, Mollusca, Bivalvia, Ostreida, Ostreidae. Gene Ontology annotation, molecular function: protein binding. The transcript has a single exon. The record is from RefSeq and is a predicted model, not a curated record.